Molecule: messenger RNA, 2596 nt
Organism: Sorex fumeus (smoky shrew)
Lineage: Eukaryota; Metazoa; Chordata; Mammalia; Eulipotyphla; Soricidae
Gene: RNF141
Product: ring finger protein 141
Exons: 6
Coding region: 28-762 (244 amino acids)
Biological process (GO): protein autoubiquitination
Molecular function (GO): ubiquitin-protein transferase activity
Source: RefSeq, a predicted model, not a curated record
CGUGAUGACUUGAACCUGGGAAACUAUAUGAAGCACCACUUUCUGAAUUUGAAAAGACACCAUUUCAUCAUGGGACAGCAAAUUUCGGAUCAGACACAGUUGGUUCUUAACAAAUUACCCGAAAAAGUAGCAAAACAUGUUAUAUUGGUUCGAGAGAGUGGCUCCUUGACUUAUGAAGAAUUUCUUGGGAGAGUAGCUGAACUUAAUGAUGUAACUGCUAAGGUAGCUUCUGGCCAAGAGAAACACCUUCUCUUUGAGGUACAACCUGGCUCUGAUUCCUCUGCCUUUUGGAAAGUGGCUGUACGGGUGGUUUGCACCAAGAUUAAUAAAAGCACUGGCAUCGUGGAAGCAUCACGCAUCAUGAAUUUGUACCAGUUUAUUCAACUUCAUAAGGAUAUAACAAGUCAAGCUGCAGGAGUUUUGGCACAGAGUUCUACUUCUGAAAACGUUGAUGAAAACUCAUCAUCUGUAACAUCUUGUCAGGCUAGUCUUUGGAUGGGAAGGGUGAAGCAGCUGACGGAGGAAGAGGAGUGCUGUAUUUGUAUGGAUGGCCGAGCUGACCUCAUCCUGCCUUGCGCUCACAACUUUUGUCAGAAGUGUAUUGAUAAAUGGAGUGAUCGGCACAGGAAUUGCCCUAUUUGUCGUCUACAGAUGAGUGGAGCAAAUGAAUCCUGGGUGGUGUCAGAUGCACCCACGGAAGAUGAUAUGGCUAACUAUAUUCUGAACAUGGCAGAUGAGGCAGGCCAGCCCCAUCGGCCAUGACCUUCCGGUAAAGACACUUUGGUCAUAGAAAAUACGGGGCUUUGUAGAGACACAGACACAGAAGUUAUUUUUUGCAAUUCUGGCUAGUUGUCCUAUUUCUUUUGAUAAACUUUCCAUGUCUUCCAUUUGUGAUAAACUAAAAUUUACUACUGUUGUAGUCACUAUUUUCCUAUUAGUUAUCUAUUCUAAUAGAACUAACUGCUCUUAAAUUCUUUGCUGAAGUAAAAGUUACAUUUCCAGAAGCUUCUGAAACACCUUUUCAGGCCAGGAGCAUUUUAGAUCUUUUAGAUAGGUUCCAAAUAAACCAUGAAUGUGAAAAAGUUGUAGCCAUCUAAGAAAAAAAUGGAAUGACAGAUAAUGUAGAAUAUAUUAAAGUGCAUGUACUACUAGUCUAUCUGCUGGAAUCUAAGGAGUAUCUAUGCCCCCUUGUGGUUAAUUAUUGCUCCUUUAAUGAUUUUUACUUGAAAUGGUACAGUUAUUUCAUAAUUUUGGUAGUGUUUUGAAACUAUAUUUUUUACUUAAGUCUCCACCCUCCCUCCCCAGUGCUGCAUAAUUUGAGAGGAUUAUAAUACUGGGCAUGACUUUGGUGUCAUGGAUUUCUGCUGGGGAAUUGUCUUGGCUAUUCUGGAAGAGCUUCCUCACAGCUAGGAAGCUGUUCUACACAGCUGCUAUCAUUCCCCCCACUAACUCCCUAACCCCCCUCAUCCCACCCCCAUCUCUCAUACAUACAGUGUUCAGAGAAGCUCUGGGCGACUCACAGCAAUACUGGUUCAGUGAUGCUCAGACCCAGCAGGUGCUGGAGGCCAACAGGGUACUCAGGGUGCUGAGAAAGAAAUUGAACUUGGGGCCUCUGCCUGCCAGACAUAUGCUUCGGCCUUUUGAGAUGUCUCCAGGCCCUCUAAAAUCACUUUUUAGUAUUGCUUAUUUGGUGUUUCAGAUGGAACAUUUUCUUCCCCACAGAUCCUAAAUUGUGUAUUUCCAAGUUUUGAUAAAUCAUUCAAUAUUGGUUUAUGGGUAGUUACUUUUAUUUUCUUAGUUUGAAGGAAUCUUUAUGAAGUCUCAAGUCUUCAAAUUUAUUAGACCAAGAGAAAAUAAAGGUCCAGAGAUCACUCAGAGGGCUAGAGUUGCCUGUUUUGCAUGCUGGAGGCCUGAGUUUGAUCCCCAGAACUGCAUGGUUCCCUAGGCACAGCUAGCAUUGCCUCUGGAGUGGCCUAUGAGCAUCACUGAGUGUUGUCCAAAUUCUACCCUGCCCCCACCCACCAUCUCAAAAAAGAUAGAAAAACAAAACAAGGGUAUAUAGCCUUUUAAUUAUGUGUAUGUAAAACAUCUCUGAAAACUUGGAGAUAAUUUUUCUUACUAUUUCACUGUACUUCAGUUUCUUUGUAAAUGGUGCUUUUAAAAUGGAAAUUAUUGUCUUAUGUUAAACAUUAAUCUUUCAGGGUUGGACAUAAAGACAUAAAUCAAGUGGUAGAUAACAUGCCUAGUUGUGAUUUGCAUCCCCAGCACUGCAUGGCGCCACAGCACACUAUGCCAGCAACACAAUUGUGUCACCUAUAAAAUAAUUAACACUUCAAAAUAUUGUAAAACUAGGGGGCCAGAACUAUAGUACAAUGGGUAGGGCAUUUGCCUUGCAUGCAACCAACUUGGGUUCUACCUCCAUUGCCCCGUAUGGUGCCCCAUGCCCUCCAAGAGUGAUCCCUGAGUGCAGAGCCAGAGGUAAACCCUGAGCACAGCCAGGUAUACCCCUCCCCCACCCCCCAAAAACAAUAUAUUGUAAAACUAGAGUCUGAAAUGCCUUUUAAAAGGUAUGUUAACAUUCCACCUAGCUUUUCUG